Helianthus annuus (common sunflower) is the source of this 1215-nucleotide messenger RNA. RefSeq lists its product as uncharacterized. The record is from RefSeq and is a predicted model, not a curated record. The coding region runs from base 1 to 1215 and encodes 404 amino acids. NCBI's taxonomy places the organism in Eukaryota, Viridiplantae, Streptophyta, Magnoliopsida, Asterales, Asteraceae. The transcript has a single exon.
AUGUCGUAUGCUGAUUCUCUGCUUGGAAAUAAAUCUUUAAAGGUGAAUUUUCGGUCCCUGGUAAGUGAAUCAGUGCAUGAGGGGUGUGAUGUUGUAUUACCAAGGGAAUCUGUGCGUAGUGUUCAUGAUAAGAUGGCGAAUACCUUGGUUGGCUAUUUUCUUGGGGAUCGAGUGGCAUACCCUGUAGUGGACUACUAUGUGAGAAACAAUUGGAAAAAAUAUGGAAUCCAGAAGUCCAUGAUGAACGCUAAGGGGUUUUUUUUCUUUAAAUUUGCUGAUGAAGCUGGUAUGAUGAAGGUUAUGCAAGAUGGACCGUGGAUUAUUCGAUCACAACCUAUGUUUCUAGAUAUAUGGAGCCCAUCAGCUAAGUUGGAAAAAAAAGAAGUCAAGAAGGUCCAGAUUUGGGUUAAGAUCCAUGAUGUUCCGAUUGCUGCUUACACUGAGGAUGGCUUGAGCAUGAUAGCGACUACUAUUGGGGUACCAAAAGCCCUAGAUUCAUACACUACGUCGAUGUGCAUGGAUAUGUGGGGGCGCAGUAGCUAUGCGAGAGCUCUUAUAGAGGUUUCAGCUGAUAAAAGUCUUAGAGAAGAGAUCACAAUGGCGAUUCCUGAUAUGGAGGGAGAUGGGUUUUCUAAAGAAACUAUGUCGGUUGAGUAUGAAUGGUAUCCGCUUCGGUGUGCGCAUUGUUCCGUUUUUGGACAUUCUGAUGAUACCUGUCCUUUCCAAGCCGUGAGGCAAGGUAAUGCUAGGAACAUGGAUAUGGGAGGUAAGCAGCAUAAUCAAGGUAGACGUCCUGGUAAGCAUCCGGUUACUGAUGAGGAGGGUUAUACGGGGGUCCACAGUAAAAAGGUCGCUAGACAGACUGGUUUUCCGGUGAGCAAGCCUAAGCCAAAAUUUGAAUAUCGUCCAGUCGUUGGUAAAAAGAAAGAGGAGCCGGCUAAUAGGGCAAGUGCGAGUAGCAGUCGGUCAAACAAUCCUUUUGAUGUCCUUAAUGAGCUGCCCACAAAUGACGAAGAGGGGGUUGAGAACCUAGAGUCGGCUAAACAGGAUGAGAUGCCAACUUCAGCUAAAAAUGAUGAGGAUGAUGUCGAGGUGGUCGAUGAUUUUAGUGAAAUGCAUGGUUAUGAUAUGGACGGUUUUUUAAGGCAGGGAACCAUUAAAUUUGAUACUAAAAAAGGGGCAAGCACUCCUUCUUCAUCGGUUACUCAUGGUUAG